CCCGCAGCCAUGGCCGCCCGUCUCACGCCCGCCUUCGACGCCCUGCCGUACGCCGACGGCGCGCCCGAGCCCGCCACGGCGCAGGCCGUGCAGCGCCUCAUCGCUGCAGAGCAGGCGCGCAUGCCGCACCGGCCUGAUGACGAUGACGCGCGCCUGCCGCCGCCAAGCGCUGUGUUUGAGAUUUCGCCUGCUCUCGCCGAGCUCUACGCAUCCACGACCGGCCCCGACGCAGCGCCAACACGCGCGAUCGACCCAAGUCGCUAUGCCUUGCAGCCGCCGGCCGAGAGCUCGCCUGAGGCAUGGAGGGAGGCGCUGCAGCGCGCAGAUGCGGCGCUGGAGUACGCUGAGGCGCGGAGAGGGACGCUGGAGGUCGAGCGGAAGAUGGGCGCCAACCUCUGGCAGCUGCACAACUACCAGCUCUCCUCCUCUCUCACCGCCUACCAGACCUCGCUUUCCGAGUCACAAGCCGCCACUGCAGCGCUGAACUCGGCGCGUGCGCAACGCCAGCGUGCUGCAAAGGCGGAGAUGCAGCGGCUGGAGGGCAAGUGGGCGGAUGGCAUCGCGGCCGAGCUGCAGGUCGAGGUGGCGCGGUUGCAGGGCGAGCGAGAGUGCGAGGAGCUGGAGGCGCAGGUGAGGCAACUGCGGAAACAGCUCGGAGAAUGA
This is a messenger RNA of Tilletiopsis washingtonensis, 663 nucleotides long. RefSeq lists its product as hypothetical. The record is from RefSeq and is a predicted model, not a curated record. Gene Ontology annotation, biological process: mRNA processing. Gene Ontology annotation, cellular component: Prp19 complex; precatalytic spliceosome; catalytic step 2 spliceosome. The transcript is spliced from 3 exons. Bases 10 to 663 code for a protein of 217 amino acids. NCBI's taxonomy places the organism in Eukaryota, Fungi, Basidiomycota, Exobasidiomycetes, Entylomatales.